CUUCUUAAACGGUUUAUAAUUAAUAUUGUAGAGGCUCUAAUCUACGAUAUUAAAAAUAUACUCGAUAAAGGCCUAGUAGCGGCCCUAAUAACUAUAAAUAUUAAGGGCGCCUUCAAUAUAGUCCUAAUUAAUAGGCUGGUUUUAUAUUUAUACGAAUAG
This is a messenger RNA of Neurospora hispaniola, 159 nucleotides long. RefSeq lists its product as uncharacterized. The record is from RefSeq and is a predicted model, not a curated record. Lineage: Eukaryota; Fungi; Ascomycota; Sordariomycetes; Sordariales; Sordariaceae. The transcript has a single exon. The annotation marks the transcript as partial.